This is a messenger RNA of Monopterus albus (swamp eel), 2318 nucleotides long. RefSeq names its product putative neural-cadherin 2. Gene Ontology annotation, molecular function: calcium ion binding. Bases 48 to 2318 code for a protein of 756 amino acids. Lineage: Eukaryota; Metazoa; Chordata; Actinopteri; Synbranchiformes; Synbranchidae. The record is from RefSeq and is a predicted model, not a curated record. The transcript is spliced from 11 exons. Gene Ontology annotation, biological process: homophilic cell-cell adhesion.
GAAAUCAUUGUGUUUCUUGAAUUUUCAAAAAACCAUCUGACGCUAUCAUGCAUAAUCCCAUCAGGCCUUGCUUCCACAACCACAUCUCCCUGGAGUUCCUGGCUGAAUCUGCCAAUGGGCUGCUCCUCUACAACGGGCCCCUUGGCUCCGCCCACCCAGGCGAGCCGGAGGAUUUCAUCGCCAUAGAGCUGAGGAAUGGGGUUCCGGCUCUGAGUGUAAACCACGGAUCAGGAACCCUGACGUUGCAGCUCCCUCCCAAAUCCACUGUCAGCAGCCGGCAUUGGCAUCGCCUCGACAUCAUCAGUGAUGGAAAGGCCGUGCAGCUGAUUCUGGACCAGUGUGGGGGGGCGGUGGUGACCGAGCUGGAGGGUGUUAGGAAUGAAACUCAGGAUGUGGAUGAGUCCAGCUGCAGAGCUGCAGGAGAGACCCCCGGGAGCCAGAGUUAUCUGAAUGUGUACCAGCCUCUUCAGUUGGGAGGAGUGAAAGAAGUGUCCCCUCACCAACAUUAUCGCAAUUUCACCGGCUGCAUCCGUAACCUGGUGGUUGACAGUCAGGUAUAUGACCUGGCGUCUCCAGGUGAGAGCGUGGACAGCACACCAGGGUGUAGGCUGACAGACGGGGUGUGUGUGACGGCAGCUGGUCCCUCGUGUGGCGCUCACGCCUCCUGCCUCACUGACUGGGGCUCCUUCAGCUGCGAGUGCCACCCGGGGUACACUGGACACAAGUGUGACAGGGUUGUCCCAGAGUUCUCCUUCGACUCGGGAAGUGUUGUGCGUUUUCAGCUCAGAGGAGGCAGCAGCUCCAGACGCACCAACAUCCAGCUGCUCCUCCGAACAAGGGCUGCCUCGGGCACUCUGCUGUCUGUGUCGUCCUGGGAGGCUGACGAAUACAUCAUCCUGGAGGUCAGGGAGGGCCACCUCUCUGUUCGUGCCAACCUUGGUGAUGGUGCUCACACCCUGCGGCUCCCCGGCCAACGGCUGGACAUCGGACAGUGGGUCCUGGUCAGCCUCAGUCGCCACGACAACCUGUUCACCCUGCGGCUGGAGCAGGGCGGGGGAUCACGGGAGGCCCAGGCCCAACUGGGGAGCCGUAGGGAGAUCGUGGUUCAUCCAAGCAGUGUGAUGGUCGGCAACGGACCAACCACUGGAGACAAGGCUGAGUUUCAUGGCUGUCUGCGGGAUGUUCGUUUUAAUGGACAGGUCCUGCCUCUGGACGGGCAGACCCGGGGCUUGGUGACGGUGCUUGAGAGGCGGGGCGUCAGCUCAGGAUGCUCCAGUAACGCCUGCAACAGCCAGCCCUGCCACAGCCCGUUGCGCUGCAUCGACCUGUGGAGGAAACAUCAGUGCAGGUGUCCUGGUGGUCAGGUGACUGUGAUGGACGACUCAGGUCAGCAGCAUUGUGUGCCGUCGCCCUGUGGACCUUCUUCUUGCCUUAAUGGAGGCUUAUGCCAAGCGUUGUCACCUGAUGGCUACCGGUGCCGGUGUCAGGAGGGGUUCAGGGGUCAGCACUGCGAGCUGGAACAGGUCAAAGGUCACCGGCUGGCUGCCCUCAGCCCCAGCUCCAUCCUGGCCAUCAGCAUGUGUCUGCUGGUGUUUUUUGCGGUGCUGGUGGCAGUGACAGUGUGGAACCAGAAAGGCAGCCGAAACAAGUUCAGGAAGCAAGGAAACGCCUAUGACAUCACAGAGCUGAAGCGUCCCCUGUGCUCCAGUCUGUCCCAGUCCUCGUCCUGCACCACCGCCCCACUGAUUAAGUCCUCUCCAGGCUCGCGGGAGGAUGUUCACCCGCCUGGCUCCUCCUGCAGCUCAGGUGUCCCCUACCUCAGCAUCCCACAUCACCAUCAGCACACCACUGCCAGUUACACCAGUGAUGCAACCUACGCCAGUUACACCACUCCUGCAGGCAGAGACAUAGAGACGAAUGACGGAGGCAUUGCUCAACCACGGUCACGCUCUCAUGUGGACUUUAAGAGCUAUGUGGCUCGAAUCAUCUGGGAGGCAGACAAUGACAGCGAGGAGUUCCCGCCGGAUGCGUACCACGUCUGGUGUGUGGAGGGCUCGGGGUCGUCGGCAGGAAGCCUCAGCUCACUGGGGUCAGCUAUGUCUUGUCGAAACAUUUCCACUGCUCGGUCCAAUGAUGAGGAGGAGGAGGAGGAAGAUGAAGAAGCAGGGCUCGUUUAUGACACACUGUCACGCUGGGGGCCCAAGUUCCAGGCUCUGAGCGAGAUGUACGACCGGCCCCAACUGGCCCUCAGAUACAGGGACGCAGCAGCCUAUAUUGAGAAAAGCCACAGCCAUGACCCCCUGCCUCACCACCACUAG